Molecule: messenger RNA, 2291 nt
Organism: Salvelinus namaycush (lake trout)
Lineage: Eukaryota; Metazoa; Chordata; Actinopteri; Salmoniformes; Salmonidae
Product: ras-related protein Rab-8A-like
Exons: 7
Coding region: 37-657 (206 amino acids)
Biological process (GO): protein secretion; protein localization to plasma membrane; regulation of exocytosis
Cellular component (GO): plasma membrane; dendritic spine; synaptic vesicle
Molecular function (GO): GTPase activity; GTP binding
Source: RefSeq, a predicted model, not a curated record
AGCUUUUCGCCGGGCGGGAUUUCCGCAAUAUCAAGUAUGGCGAAGACAUACGAUUAUUUGUUUAAGUUACUGCUAAUCGGAGACUCCGGUGUCGGGAAGACCUGCGUGCUGUUCAGGUUCUCAGAGGAUGCUUUUAACUCCACAUUCAUCUCCACCAUAGGCAUUGACUUUAAGAUUAGAACGAUAGAACUAGACAACAAGAAGAUAAAGUUACAGAUAUGGGACACAGCAGGGCAGGAGCGAUUUCGAACAAUCACAACAGCGUACUACAGAGGAGCGAUGGGUAUCAUGCUAGUCUAUGACAUCACCAACGAGAAGUCCUUCGAAAACAUAAAGAACUGGAUACGGAAUAUAGAGGAGCAUGCAUCGGCUGAUGUUGAAAAGAUGGUCCUCGGUAACAAAUGUGACAUCAAUGACAAACGGCAGGUGUCCAAAGACAGGGGAGAGAAGCUGGCGUUGGAGUACGGUAUUAAGUUCAUGGAGACCAGUGCAAAGGCCAACAUCAAUGUGGAAAACUCGUUUUUGACACUUGCCAGAGACAUCAAAUCAAAGAUGGACACAAAAUUGGAGGGCAGCUGUCCUCAGGGGAGCAGCCACAAGGUGAAGAUCUCUCAGCCCCAGAAGAAGAGCAGCUUCUUCCGCUGUGCCCUACUGUGAGGACCAGACCAUGGCUGUAUACCAAAUGGGUCACUAUUCAUUAUAUAGUAUGCUAUGUUUGACCAGGGCCCAUAGAACUCUAGUCAAAAGUAGUGCACUAUGUAGGGAAUAGGGUGCCAUUUGGGAUGCAUACCAAAGGCCUUACCUACCCUCCGCCUGCCCUGGCUGGGAUAUGCUGAGGUGCUGGCUGGCUGGACACAACUGGACUGUGCUUGUUCCAAGCACCCCCUCUCCUUCUACCUUAUUCCCUUCAGCCAGUCCCAAUUCACUCCCCACCUCUUCCCCUCGGCCCUAACCCUUAGAUGUUUGUGUAUCUGAAGUGUUUGAAUAUAUAUAUGCAGUUGUUUACACCUUGCAUAUACAGUGAGCUCCAGAAGUAUUGGGACAGUGACACAUUUUAGGUUGUUUUGUCUCUGUACUCCAGCACUUUGGAUGCAUCUGUAGUUUUUUUUCACUCAUUAUUAUUCACGAUUCGUUCAGGAUAAUCCGUAAUCAUGGUAGCAUCCACAUUUAAUGUAGAAGUGUUAAGAAACAUUCUAUUAUUAUUUACAAUAAAAGUGACUGCACAAUACAAACAGCAAAAGGCAUCCAACAAAUAUGUAGAAUCACAAGCUUGACGUAGUCAUUGUGUGCUAUGAAUAUGUGACUAAAUACUUAACUUUGAACUACUUUAAUAAAUAUUUAAGUGAAUUUGUCCCAAUACUUUAGGUCCCCUAACAUGGGGUGGGACUAUGUACAAAAAGUACUGUAAUUUCUAAACGGUUCACCUGACAUUGAUGAAAAUACCCUCAAAUUAAUGCUGACAGUCUGCACUGGGGUACCGAACCUAAACAACCAAAAAUGUGUCACUGUCCCAAUACUUUUGGAGCUCGCUGUUCGUGAACAUCGAAGACUUAGGGCCAAUGGUAAUUGGUAAGGAGAGAAUUAGGACAAGUUGCCUCUCUUGCUCUCUCUCUCCCUCACUGUCCACCUCUCCCAACAUCACGCCCUGGGGUAGCUGGAGUACUGUGACCGCGACUCCAUCCACAAUGGCCCCGUGACACCUGGUAAUGUUGCUGUUCUUCCAGCGGCCCACCAACCUCCUGUUUUCUCUCACCACGGGUCGGACAGACUGACCAACCGGUGAAAACACCACUUGUUUUUCUAAAAGAAGGUUCAAAUGACAUGUCACACAGAAAAGAUGGGCUCUUCUUUCUGUUUCACAUUAGUCUCUAUGUACAUACAACAUUUUUCCAUUUUUCACACCUGCCAAAGUUGGAGCCCCAUUUACUUUUCAGUUAGAAUCGCUUGAAUGACCCAAAGGUUUGGAAUUGGGAACAUGAUGUGUGGAUGUUUAUAUACUAUUUGUAGGCCUCUCUUCCCCUAGCCACAUUGUUAACAUGAGCCAGAGACUGAUAAGCUUAUUGUUUUGAUGAAACAAGAGUUUUUAAAUGAAUAUAAUAUGACUUGAAGAUUCACAAUCCUUCAGGAAAGAUUGAUCGCAAAAUAAUUUAAUUACGCAGACUAAAAGAAAAUUCAAUUUGAAUGAUAUUCCGUUUUGUUUACAUUCCAAGAUAAUAAUUUGAUGCUAUUCUAUACAUGAGAGGCUUGCAACAGGCCUCUCUUCCUGAACAAAGUUAUUGUACUGAAUCCAA